CGGAAAACCAACCGUGACGCACCGGACUCACCGGUGUGUGUGACGUGUUGCAGUCAAAUGUAUCCGGCUCAGUAAGUGGGUGAAAGGUUCAGUGAUUAAACCGGGACAGUUUCUCCUUCAGCUGCGACAAACCAGCGUAAAUCCAAAAUGUCGAAACAGCCGCAGCCAAUCAGUCCCAUGAAGAACUUCUUCGCUGGAGGUUUCGGUGGAGUCUGCCUCGUCUUUGCGGGUCACCCUCUCGACACAAUUAAAGUGCGUUUACAGACUCAAGCAAAGCCCAAACCAGGAGAGAGUCUGAUGUAUGCUGGGACCAUUGAUUGUUUUAAAAAGACUUUAGCCAAAGAGGGAGUGAAGGGGCUCUACAAAGGCAUGGCAGCGCCCGUCAUCGGAGUCACGCCCAUGUUUGCUGUGUGUUUCUUUGGAUUCGGUUUGGGCAAGAAGCUGCAGCAAAAAAACCCUGAGGAUAUUCUCACGUAUCCACAACUGUUUGCUGCUGGCAUGUUGUCUGGCAUCUUCACCACAGCCAUCAUGACUCCUGGAGAGCGCAUUAAAUGCCUCCUACAGAUCCAGGCAUCAUCAGGAGAGGUGAAGUAUGCCGGGCCAAUGGACUGUGUCAAACAGCUGUACAGAGAGUCUGGCAUUAGAGGAAUCUACAAAGGCACUGCACUCACUCUCAUGAGAGAUGUUCCAGCAAGCGGCAUGUACUUCACGUCAUACGAGUGGCUGAAGAACCUUCUCACCCCUGCAGGAAAAAGCCACAAUGAACUCAGCGUUCCCAGCGUGCUUUUCGCCGGAGGAAUGGCCGGAAUCUUCAACUGGGCUGUGGCCAUUCCAGCCGACGUGCUUAAGUCUCGCUUUCAAACAGCUGCAGAGGGAAAGUAUCCUAAUGGUUUUCGUGAUGUUCUGCGUGAGCUGAUCAGAGAGGAGGGCGUGGGCUCUUUGUACAAAGGCUUCACUGCCGUCAUGCUCAGAGCUUUUCCUGCAAACGCCGCCUGCUUCUUGGGAUUCGAACUAGCGAUGAAAUUCCUCAACUGGCUGGCGCCCAACAUGUGAUGAAAACUUGAUGAAAGAGCAUUAUUUACAAGAUAUGUCAUUUAAAACAUUUCCUCUUAUAUACUUGAUUGUGUCUUUUGGAGGAAAGAUGAUUACCGGUACACACAAAUACUGAAUUUCCUCAAAUAGUGGCCUUGGUUAAUCACUAGAUGUGUCGUCUAGGUCAGAGGUUCUUAAUGUUUUUGACCUUGGGGCCCAAAUCUUUCACUCAAAUAUUACCCCCUGAAUCAGUUGUCUUAUUUUUCAUUAGGAUUGAAUUCAAUAUUUAUAUUCAACCUACUUACAGUUUAACAGGAUAAACCUUUUUAAAUGAUAUGAAAGCAAUCACAAACAUUAUUAUCAAGCCUUAGGUCAGUUUGAUUACAAAAUCAAUGCCAAUACUAAAGAAUGGACUCAUGGAAAAAAAACAUUAUGCAGUGCUAAAAUAAAUAAAUUCUAACUAAAUUAGUAAAAAUUAAUAAUAUUUUUUUAUAUAAACUAUCCAUAAAAUUAAAGUGCAAAUGAAAAUACAGCCUCACCACUUAAGUGCCAAUGAUUGUCACACACACACUAGGUGUGGCGAAAAUAUUCUCUGCAUUUGACCUAUCACCCUUGAUCACCCCCUGGGAGGUGAGGGGAGCAGUGGGCAGCAGCGGUGGCCGCGCCCAGGAAUCAUUUUGGUGAUUUAACGCCUAAUGCGUGUUCAUUUUUCGUUCUGCCCGGUCUGCUUCUGCCCAGCUUCUUAGCUCGAUUCGAUUCACAAUCGAUUCUUAAUUCAACACAAUUUUCAAUUAAAACCGAUUCUGAUUCUCGCAACAUAUUAUUUGGUAUUAAAAUGAUGAAACCUUCUCAGAACAUGUUAUAUGAAUUUUUACAAAAAUUGACCACCUUUUUUCAUUGAUUUUUGAAAAUUAUAUAUCGGGUUUUUUCACACCCUGUCCCCACCCUCCGCCAAUCAAACAUCUUUAUGGUGUUCAGGUUUGAUUAAUCAUCUCUUACGGCAAUUGAGGUGCAAUACUUGACUGCAGCCACCAGGGUUGUGAAUCGUACAACAAUUCAAUUUGAUUCCAAUUCUCAGGGGGAUGAUUUGAUUCAGAAUGAGUAUGUAAAUUAUAAUAAAACCUUUUCAAAACAGGUUAGAAAAGCUUCUCUUGGCUGCUGACAAGUAUGCGAGUAUGCACUUAGAUGUUCCAAAACACGUCUUUUUAAAAAUCGAUUCUUGCCAAUUUUGAAUCGUUUGAGAACUGUAAUAAAAAAGAAUCGUGGUUCUAAUGUGAAUCGAUUAUUUUCCAGUUGCCUUUACAGCCAGCACAGGGCACUGUUGUAAUCAAAGCUAUGUACACACCAACUCACAUAUUUUAACAAGGCCUUUAUGGCCUUUUUCCCACAUGCUAAUGCAGCUUUUUAAAACCAAAUAACUUGAACUUAAAAGCUUUUCUCUUGAGGCUCAAAGUGCUUAAAGUGAAACCCAUUAUCUACAUCUUUAAACUACAUUUAAGCAAGUGUGGGUGGCACUGGGAAGAGCAGGUGGGUAAAGUGUCUUGCUCAAGGACACAACAGCAGUGACUAGGAUGGCGGAAGCGGGGAUCGAACCUGCAAUCCUAAGGUUGCUGGGACGGCCACUCUACCAACCGAGCCACACCGUGCAAAAUUAGAAAAUGUUUUCAAACUGUUGACACCAUAACACCUACACUGUAUGUCAGAGGUCUUCAACAGGGGGACCGCCAUGUACUGCAGGGUGGCUGUGAAAUGUUUUGACUUUUUUGAAAUUGUAUUUUUUAAAUACAAAACCCAAAACCAGUGAAGUUGGGACGUUGUUAUCGUAAAUAAAAAAAGAAUACAAUGAUUUGCAAAUCCUUUUCAACUUAUAUUCAAUUGAAUAGACUGCAAAGACAAGAUAUUUAAUGUAUAAACUGAGAAACGUAAUUUUUUUUUUGCAAAUAAUCAUUAACUUAAAAUUUAAUGGCAGCAACACAUUGCAAAAAAAUUGUCACAGGGGCAUUUUUACCACUGUGUUACAUGGCCUUUCCUUUUAACAACACUCCGUAAACGUUUUGGGAACUGAGAAGAUCAAUUUUUGAAGCUUUUUAGGUGGAAUUAUUUCCCAUUCUUGCUUGAUGUACACCUAAAAUUGUUCAACAGUCUCAGUUGUCGUAUUUUACGCUUCAUAAUGCGCCACACAUUUUCAAUGGGAGACAGGUCUGGACUACAGGCAGGCCAGUCUAGUAUCCGCACUCUUUUACUACAAAGACACGCUGUUGUAACACAUGCAGAAUGUGGCAUGGCAUUGUCUUGCUGAAAUAAGCAGGGGCGUCCAUGAAAAAUACCUUGCUUGGAUGGCAACAUAUGUUGCUCCAAAACCUGUAUGUACCUUUCAGCAUUAAUUGUGCUUUCACAGAUGUGUAAGUUACCCAUGUCUUGGGCACUAAUACACCCCCAUACCAUCACAGAUGCUGGCUUUUGAACUUUGCGCCUAUAACGGUCCGGAUGGUUCUUUUCUUCUUUGGUCCGGAGGACACGACGUCCACAGUUUGCAAAAACAAUUUGAAAUGUGGACUCGUCAGACCACAGAACACUUUUGUACUUUGCAUCAGUCCAUCUUAGAUGAGCUCGGGCCCCGCAAAGCCAGCGGUGUUUCUGGGUGUUGUUGAUGAAUGGCUUUCGCUUUACAUAGUAGAGUUUUAACUUGCACUUACAGAUGUAGCGACCAACUGUAGUUACUGACAGUGGUUUUCUGAAGUGUUCCUGAGCCCAUGUGGUGAUAUCCUUUACACACUGAUGUCGCCUGAGGGGUUGAAGGUCACAGGCUUUCAAUGUUGCUUUUCAGCACUGCCGCUUACGUGCAUUAAUUUCUCCAGGUUCUCUGAACCUUCUGAUAUUACGGACUGUAGAUGGUGAAAUCCCUGAAUUCCUUGUAAUAAUUUGGUUAGAAAUGUUGUUCUUAAACUGUUUGACAAUUUGCUCACGCAUUUGUUCACAAAGUGGUGACCCUUGCCCCAUCCUUGUUUGUGAAUGACUGAGCAUUUCAUGGAAGCUGCUUUUAUACCCAAUCAUGGCACCCUCCUUUUCCCAAAUAGCCUGUUCACCUGUGGGAUGUUCCAAAUGAGUGUUUGAUGAGCAUUUCUCAACUUUCUCAGUCUUUUUUUGUCACUUGUGCCAGCUUUUUUGAAAACAUGUUGCAGUCAUCAAGUUCCAAAUGAGCUAAUAUUUGCAAAAAAUAACAAAGUUUACCAGUUCGGAUAUUAAAUAUCUUGUCUUUGCAGUGUAUUGAAUAUAGGUUGAAAAGGAUAAGUUACACAACGUGCCAACUUCACUGGUGUUGGGUUUUGUAUUUCCCCCUGCAAUUUUUCCACAAAUGUAAAUUUCUUAAAAUACAUAUGAACAUUGAUCCAACACACUGUCAUGUAGUUGAAAAAUAUAGUAUGAAUACAUUAGUCUGCUAUUAUAUUCAUGUUAUCAUCUAAGAAAGCUAGCAAUUAGCGCUCUAAUAGUCAGCAAGCGAUUGCUAAGCUUGCUGCAAGCUAGCGAUUAGCACACAAGUUGUCAGCAAGCGAUUAACACGCUUGUCAGCUAGCGAUUUGCCCAUUAGUUUCCAGCUAUUGAUAAGCACUCUAGUUGCUAGUUAGCUAUUAGCACUGUAGUUGCCAGUUAGGGAGUAGUGCUCUAGUUGCCAGUUAGCGAUUGGUGUGCCAGUUGUCAGCUAGCAAUAGGCGCGCCAGUUGUCAGCUAGCGAUAGGUGUGCCAGUUGUCAGCUAGCUAUAGGUGUGCCAGUUGUCA
Messenger RNA from Nerophis lumbriciformis (worm pipefish), 4809 nucleotides. RefSeq names its product mitochondrial carnitine/acylcarnitine carrier protein-like. Gene Ontology annotation, molecular function: cAMP binding; cAMP-dependent protein kinase inhibitor activity; protein kinase A catalytic subunit binding. Gene Ontology annotation, cellular component: cAMP-dependent protein kinase complex; mitochondrial envelope; cytosol. The record is from RefSeq and is a predicted model, not a curated record. NCBI's taxonomy places the organism in Eukaryota, Metazoa, Chordata, Actinopteri, Syngnathiformes, Syngnathidae. Gene Ontology annotation, biological process: mitochondrial transport; carnitine transmembrane transport; negative regulation of cAMP-dependent protein kinase activity.